AUGAUGAUGAUUUGCUUAUGGUUCCUGACCUGUCUCAUUUUAACAGCCAGCUAUGGUGGCUGUGUUUACUCGCUUAUUGCUAAACCCCAUGAGUUAAGAGUGGAUACAUUAGAAGCAUUAAUCAAUCAAGUAGAGCAUGUCAGUAGUAUAGCCCAGACGCCGUCAUUUCCCGUGCUGACCAACUUUGGUCAGAGCCGCGGAGGCCCCGAAAACAGAAAAGUGGCCAGCGGUAAAAUCACCAAUUCACCCGUCGGAGUGCCCAUAUGUUAUUUGGACUCAAAACAAGUCGGCUAUAAAGUACCCGCAGGUGUCAAGAAGACCGACACCGGACUGGAGGCCGAUCUCCAACUCAAAGAUACGGCCAAACGUACCCUCAAAUCCAUGCCAUCGAUAGAAAGCCUCAAGUUUUCGGUCAAAUAUAUGACAGAAAAUAUACUUCGGUUCACAAAAAGAGAUCCGGCGGUCAAGCGAUACGAAGUUCCCGUUCAACAGGUGUUUAAUCUGAUGGACAGGACUGAGAGAGACGAGCAAAAGCGCAGGUAUGCCGUCGACGUCGGCACUGAUCUCAACGACUUUCAGUUCACUAUCACUCGUAAAGACACCAAAACUAAAAUUUUUGACACAUCUAUCGGUGGUCUAGUAUUUGCCGAUCAAUUCCUACAAUUGGCCACUAAUUUGGCCACAAAUAACGUCUACGGCUUCGGCGAGAAUCAUAUGAAAAAUCUAUACGGUGUUCACCCGUUCUAUACUGUACUGGAAUCGGAUGGCAAAGCGCACGGAAUACUGUUUCUCAAUAGUAACGCUAUGGAUUACACACUUCUACCAGAGCCAGCCCUGUCAUUGAAAAGCACCGGGGGUGUUUUGGACUUUUUCGUGUUCGUAGGUGAAAACCCCGAGCACGUGAUACAGUUGUACACAUCGAUGAUCGGUCGGUCAACAAUGCCUCCCUUCUGGGGUCUGGGGUAUCAACUGUGCCGAUACGGGUUCAAAGGUACAGAGAAUGUACGCGAAGUGCUCGACAGGAAUGUCAAAGAAAAAAUACCCUUGGAUGUAAUGUAUAUCGAUAUCGACUAUAUGGAUAAGUACGAGGACUUUACGUACGAUAAGAAUAAGUUUGCCGGACUCCCGGAGCUAUUCAAAACAAGUAUUGCCAACAACCAUGUUCAUUGGACACUGAUCCUGGACCCGGCUAUUGAAGCUAAUAACCCAAACUACACAACAUUUAACGAGGGCUAUAAACAGGAUGUGUUUAUCAAAUGGUCAAAAGAUGUGGCGGUGAAGGACCGGCAAAACCCGUCCGGAGUGCCCACCGAUAAGGACACCAUUUACGGCAAAGUGUGGCCCUCAGGACCAGCCGCCUUCCCCGACUUUUUCAAGAAUAAAACUACUGACUGGUGGGCAAACCAAGUGAAAACUCUACAUGGUGUUUUACCCUUUGAAGCACUAUGGAUUGAUAUGAAUGAUCCCUCGAGUUUUGAAUCAAAAUGUCCGAAUAAUAAGUACGAUUACCCGUUGAUUAGAUCAUCGGCCAUUUGGGGCAGACAACUGUCAGAGAAAACCAUAUGCAUGGCCAGUACUCAGGGAGAUAAUGAACAGUCCUCUCAUUAUGACGUGCAUUCAUUAUAUUGCUUAACUGAGACUAUUAGUACACAAAAGGCAUUACACGCAACCACUGGUAAACGUGGUUUUGUGGUGUCCCGGAGCACAUACCCCACAUCGGGCCGAUACGGCGCCCAUUGGUUGGGAGAUAAUAGAGCCGAAUGGAAAAUGAUGCACCACUCAGUGGUCGGUAUGCUUGAGUUCAACAUGUUUGGCGUCAGUUUUGUUGGCGCUGACAUCUGCGGCUUUAUAGGGGAGACUAAUCCCCAAUUAUGCCGCCGGUGGUCACAAUUGGACGCUUUCUACCCGUUUUCACGCAAUCAUAACGAUAGAGGUUAUAAAGAUCAGGACCCGGCCGUAUGGGUAAGCAAAGGACACCCGGAAGUGACUGAAGCGGCCCGCACUUCACUGCAGCUCCGGUACCAACUGUUGCACUAUUUGUAUACACUAUUCUACCGAAGCUAUCUUUAUGGCGAUACCGUCGCCCGACCCUUGUUUCACGAGUGACCUCAAGAUGUGAAUACACAUAUCAUUGACACCCAGUUUAUGUGGGGCCGGGAUAUACUCAUAUCCCCCUUCCUGUUUGAGAACCAGCAACACGUGGACGCAUAUCUACCCCCCGGCGAGCGUUGGCACGAAGUGCGGCCCCAAUUGAAACUCGCGCCACAAGUCGAAAUGUCAUUAGU
Molecule: messenger RNA, 2285 nt
Organism: Medioppia subpectinata
Lineage: Eukaryota; Metazoa; Arthropoda; Arachnida; Sarcoptiformes; Oppiidae
Source: the annotation of a GenBank genome assembly